Molecule: messenger RNA, 1281 nt
Organism: Aspergillus candidus
Lineage: Eukaryota; Fungi; Ascomycota; Eurotiomycetes; Eurotiales; Aspergillaceae
Product: putative bis(5'-nucleosyl)-tetraphosphatase
Exons: 2
Coding region: 37-1113 (358 amino acids)
Biological process (GO): nucleotide metabolic process
Molecular function (GO): ATP binding; ATP:ADP adenylyltransferase activity
Source: RefSeq, a predicted model, not a curated record
GUCCCAGAUAGAUCAUCUUUCGUCCACACAGCCAGGAUGCAAUUGGGUCUCUCGGAAAACCUCUCCAGCCUCGUGGCCCGACGCUUCGUCACCGCCAGAGAUGCAGGCCAUCUCAUUUUCUCCGAGACACAUCUCACAACCGUCUACGCAGCGGGGAUUCCGUGUCAACUUCGCUACUGUCCCGCCCUAGCGAAGAAACCCUCCGGCACACCGAAACCCGACCAAGGCCGCACAGGACCCAAACCAGAUCCCUUCCACGACCCGUCUCCGGAGCUCCUUGUCGCGCAGAUCCCACCCUCCCACCUCCUCGUGCUGAACAAGUUCCCUGUCAUUCCCAAUCACUUCAUUCUCGCUACCAAAGCGUGGAAGUCUCAAACGGAUAUUCUUGAGAAAGAUGAUUUGGAAGCUGCGUAUGCUUGUAUCAAAGCGUGGGAUCCCAGCGACAACAAUAACAACAGCCCCGCAGGCGCCGCCCCCGCCCCCCGCCCGAGACUCUUCGCCUUCUUCAACUCCGGCGAUGAAAGCGGCGCUAGCCAGCCUCAUCGGCAUCUACAAUUCCUCCCUGUUGAGGCCAUGACACAGGAUAGUGGCGACGGUGACGACUGGCGACCUCUCAUCGACGCGGUUGCGCAGUCUCCUCCGCCCACGUCUGGCCCCCCCUACCGUCGACUAAGCCAGCUCCCGUUCGCGCACUUCGCCCUCCCUCUCUCCGAGAAUCCCUCCGCAGACGAACUCCACUCGACAUACCUAGCCUUAUACCGCGCAGCGGUCGCAACCUUGCCUCAAAACCACAACCACAACCACAACCAGAGCCAAGACCCCCCAACAACCGGCCCCGCAGCAAUAAGCUACAACCUCGCAAUGACAGAAUCCACAAUGUUGAUCUGUCCGCGCAAGAGCGAGAGCGCCCAGAUCGCAGUGGACAACGGCACGAGCGACGAAGUCGCUGAGGCGGGCGUCGUCGCAUUGAACGGCACCAUCCUCGCUGGGACGCUCAUGGUGAAGGCCGAGGCGGAAUGGAAUGAGCUGCGGCGGAAUCCGGAGUCGUUGGCGGGUGUGCUUGCUGCGAUUGGGUAUCCGCAUCCGGAUUUGAGAUUUUUGUCGUUGUUGUGAUUUGGCUGGGUAUUGUCUGUUGUCAGAGGGGGGCGUGAAUUUGCGAGUUGAAGGCUACGGUAGAUAGAUAGUUGUAUACCCGACUGCCGUAUCAUAGAAUUAGAAGAUCGACUUGAACUGCCCUGGACACGAAGAAGAACGUUCCAUGAAUGAGGUAGCGAGCCUUCG